Molecule: messenger RNA, 1167 nt
Organism: Hyaloscypha bicolor E
Lineage: Eukaryota; Fungi; Ascomycota; Leotiomycetes; Helotiales; Hyaloscyphaceae
Exons: 1
Coding region: 1-1167 (388 amino acids)
Source: RefSeq, a predicted model, not a curated record
AUGGAGAUUUCAACUUCAAGCUCACCCUCUCGCAAGCCCUUCUUCCUUGACGAACCAAGACUCAACGUCAAUCCAUCACAUUCUCCAGAACUAGCAGCCACUAUCGAGCGGUGCAACGACCUUGGAAUGCUCAUGGAUCCUACAAGAGCCACAUUGUUCAACUUCAUGCCUCCCGAGGUCCACGUCAAGAUCUGGAAGGAUGCUUUCACAGAGUGGUCAAAGACCCAACGAAGAGUUCGAAUUGUUAUUCCUGCCAGCCCACUGGUGUCCGAUAGAGUGAUCUGCGACACACUCGAUAACAUACCGUACGCGCAUCCCAAUUCGCUCUCAGAUGGGAGCGGCUUCGCCAGCGAAAUUUGCCCUCUUCUCAAUUCCAGCUUUGAAGCACGAGAAAUGGUAAUGAACGCAUUCGCUGGCUCGCUCGACGUAUGUACAUGCUACCAGUACCAAUGUUAUCAAUGUCAAAAUUUGGAUGUACACAUGGUACCGGGUGCUCAAAUUUGCUACUGCAAGAUGUGGUGCGAUGAUAGAUGUCGAGGCAAGUCGUACUUCACUCGCGACCAAAUCUUUUACAUACCAGGUUUUGCCGCAAUUUCCCAGCAAAUCGGACGCAUCCUGAGUGAGGGCAUUGUGAGGCUAUUUCACGACAUCCACCCUCUCGCUUGGGCAUCAAAACUCCAAAAUGUGGCCCUCGACGCUCACCACUUAGCGGGCCAGCCAGGGGACUUUAUCAAAGACACUCUAUCCAAGUUCACCAGCCUAAGGAAAUUGUAUAUUGUUUGGCGCUUUGAUCCAAUCGACUUUGUCAGUCAGAGUUUCAUUACUCAGUAUGCCAGCGAGGAUAACGACAACAAGAAAUUCAUCACCCCUGGUGCUCAGCUCGACUGUUUAAGACAAAAUUUCUUCGAAUCCCCCGAGCUAUGGUUAAAUCAGCUUCCUGGAGUGGAGACAGAAUUUAUAUUUGUGCCGGUUGACCUUUCGGGAGGGGAUGCCUUGAGUGAAAAGAAGGUGAACAGAUCUGUGCUGACUUUGGAGGACUACUUCACACCUGGAAGCCAUGCCCGGAAGAUCGCCGAGAGGUCAGAAUCCUCACUUACGAAAUCAAUUUACUCCGGUGCCGGGAAUAAGAGUGAGAUAAAGUCUUGCAGAAAACGGGGAAACAUAUAA